GGCGCUGCCCGGCCUCUGCCACCCGCUGCCGCUCGGGAACUGGUGCGGCGCCCCCUGUCGGCCGGGAGGAGCAGGAAGGAGCAUUGGAAGCUGCUAGGCAACCUGAAAACCACAGUUGAAGGUUUGGUGUCCACCAGCAACCCGAAUGUUUGGUCCAAGUAUGGCGGCUUGGAACGGCUCUGCAGAGACAUGCACAGCAUCCUCUACCAUGGGCUCAUCCACGACAAGGUGUGCUGCAGACAGAAGGAUUACUGGCAGUUUGUGAAGGACAUUCGUUGGCUGAGUCCAGGCUCUGCUCAUCACCUGGAGAAGUUCAUCAGCCUGCAGGAGAGCAGCCAGCCCAACCCCGAGGGCCUGGGGGACCAGGCCAUUGCGCAGCUGUGGCUACAGCACAGCCUGCAGUGCCACUGCCUGUCCGUGCAGCUCAGACCACUCCUGGGGAACCGGCAGUACAUCAGGAAGUUCUACACAGACACUGCCUUCCUGCUCAGUGACGGCCACGUCACGGCCAUGCUGCAGUGCUUGGAGGCUGUUGAACAGAACAACCCCAGGCUUCUGGCUCAGAUUGACACCUCCAUGCUGGCUGGCACGUCACUGCCAUCCGUGUGCACAUCAGGUCCUGCUGGGACAAGAGACGUGUGUGACCAUGGUGCUGAAGGACAGGAGAGCCACCUUCCUGGGGCACUGGGCUGCCUGGACCAUUUCACUGGGAGCCUGCUUAACAGGAAGAGUAACAGUCCUCCUCCAGUGACCAAGAGUCAGAGCCUGACUGCCCUCCCUGCAUCCCCAUAUGUCCCCACUGCAGGCUGCGUGCAGCAGCGCUGCUUUGGGUCCUUCUCCAGCCUGCACCAUCCAGUCUCCUCCAGCCUUGCAGACAGGAGACCAGUGAGUCCCUCCAUCAGCUCCAGUGCCAGUCAGUCCCAGGAGCGCUGCCCGUCAACCCGGUCCUCUUCCUUCAGCGAGGGCAGGUCACCUCUGGAGCAGCCUGACUCUGUCACUCACUUCCACACUCCAUCACCCAAAGACCCCUUCUCUCUGACCAGCGAGAUGAGCUCCAGUACCACCAGCCAGAGCGAGGACACCUGUACAGGGAGUCAGGAUGACUCACAGAGCGAUGUGAACGAUGGGCCAGAGUACCUGGCCAUUGGGAACUUGGGACGCCGGGGCCGGGCAUGCAGCAGCACCAGCACCAGCAGCACCAAGAGCAGUAGUUCCAAACUCUUCUCCUCCAGCAGCUCUCAGAAGCUGGACUCAGUCUCAUCCCUGGGAGAGCAGGGAGCAAGCGGAGGUGGCAGCAGGGGCCUGAGCCUGUUGCGCCGGUCCAGCUUCUCAGAGGGCCAGUCGGCAGCUCCGCAGGGCAUCCUCAAGAAGAGCCACGUGCGCUCACACUCUGACACCAAUGUGGCUUCGGGGAAGUUGCACGAGUCCCAUGGCGAUCCAGGCGGGGGGAGAGGGCCAGUCUCUGCUUCCACCCAGAGCAGUGAGCUGAGCACACCCAGCUCCCUCUACAUGGAGUAUGACUCUGGACAGUACCUGAGCUCGGGGGAAGGGAUGUUCAGAAGACCCUCAGAAGGGCAGUCUCUCAUCAGUUAUCUCUCUGAGCAGGACUUUGGCAGCUGUGCAGACCUGGAGAAGGAGAAUGCCCACUUCAGCAUCUCGGAGUCCCUGAUCGCUGCCAUUGAGCUGAUGAAAUGCAACAUGAUGAGCCGGCAGCUGGAGGAGGAGGAGGAGGAAGACAGCGACAGGGAGAUCCAGGAGCUGAAACAAAAGAUUCGCAUUCGACGGCAGCAGAUCCGCACCAGGCACAUGUUCCCUACCUGCCAGGAGAUGGGCUCAGACAGUGUUGUGGUGACAGACAGUGGGUCCCAGUUCAGCUCCCAUGGCUCCCUGUGGCUCUCUGACUCUGGCUCCGCGGAGGAUGUGGAAGAAUAUGAGAUCCGAGAUGGUAACGAUGGAUCUAACCUGAUUCAAAUGUCCAACAACGGCCUCUCAGUGUCAAUGGCUUCCUUGUUCUCAGAUGCAGACAUCAAGAGGAACCCAGACUACAGCAGGAAGUCCUUUCUCUCCUCAGAGUCCAUGUCCCAUUCCUUCCUCAGUUCUAACUCAGCAGAUGCUGUGGCCAUGGGCUUGCUGAAGCAGUUUGAGGGCAUGCAGCUCCCGGCCGCCUCUGAGUUGGAGUGGCUGGUCCCUGAGCACGAUGCCCCGCAGAAGCUCCUGCCCAUCCCCGACUCUCUGCCCAUCUCUCCUGAUGAUGGUGAACACGCCGACAUCUACAAGCUGAGGAUUCGGGUGCGUGGAAACCUGGAGUGGGCCCCACCACGGCCGCAGAUCAUCUUCAACAUCCACCCAGCCCCAACGAGGAAGGUGGCCGUGGCCAAGCAGAACUACCGGUGUGCAGGCUGUGGCAUCCGGACUGAUCCUGAUUACAUCAAGCGGCUGCGCUACUGUGAGUACCUGGGGAAGUACUUCUGCCAGUGCUGCCAUGAGAAUGCCCAAACCAUCAUCCCCAGCCGCAUCCUGCGCAAGUGGGACUUCAGCAAGUACUACGUGAGCAACUUCUCCAAAGACCUGCUGAGCAAGAUCUGGAGUGACCCACUUUUCAACGUGCAGGAUAUCAAUCCUUCCCUGUACCGCAAAGUGAAGUCUCUCAACCAAGUGUGGCUGCUGCGAAUCCAGCUUUUCCACAUGAAGAACAUGUUUAAGACGUGCCGGCUGGCAAAAGACCUCCUAGACUCCUUUGAUGCAGUGCCUGGCCACUUGACGGAGGAUUUGCACCUCUAUUCACUGAAUGACCUCAGUGCCAUCAAGAAAGGGGACCUGGUGCCUCGCCUCACAGAGCUCUUGAAAGCAGGCAGCUUGCAUGUUGAGAAGUGUAUGCUCUGCCAAGCCAAGGGCUUCAUCUGCGAGUUCUGCCAGAAUGAGGAUGACAUCAUCUUCCCCUUUGAGCUCAACAAGUGCAGGACAUGUGAAGAAUGCAAAGCCUGCUACCACAAGUCCUGCUUCAAAUCCACCCGCUGUCCUCGCUGUGAGCGGCUUCAGGCCCGGAGGGAGCUGCUGGCCAAGCAGAGCAUGGAGUCCUACAUCUCGGACUACGAAGACGAGCUGGAGGAACCGGAGGUGGUGGCAGCCACAUGAGACGUUGCAGCGGAGGAGCAGAUCAUGGGUUCAUUUACAUGUGUGGCCUUUGUCACCAGAGACUGAGCCACACAGACUGGAGAUGAGGGCUGCCAGGAGCACUGUCCCCAAGGGUUGUUUUCCCCCAUGCUUAGUGCAGGGCUGGGAAAGGGGCAUCUUCCAUCAUCUAGGUCUGCUCCAGGUGCUGCUUGAAGUCCCUGAUGCCUUUUCCGAGCAGUUGUUUGUGCAGGACCAGGCAGGGCUGUGCUGCCAGUCCCCUUCCCUGCUCCUCAGCAGUAUCUCUGGGGGAACUCAGCACUUUCUGCCCAUCAGCUGUAUACUAGGAAGCUCUGGCCACGUCUGCUGCUUGGAGGAGGGAAUCAACUCUCUGAGUGCUCCGUCCUGCUGCUGGGGGUUGUGUGCAUGGAGGGAAGGGUGGGGGGUUGGGGUUGGUUGUACAUUUAACAGCUCCCUUUCUCACAUGUGGCUCGGGACACUGCGAGAGAGCAGUUGCUCUCACUUGAGGAUCAGAGCAGAGGAGGUGGCAGUGGUGCCAACGCCAGGCUGGUGCCUCUCCUCUCGGUGCUGUCUGUGCUGAGCUGCUCUCCCUGUGCUGCCGAGGGGCUUUGCCUCUGGAGCAGCCACACGAGGGGGCCGGUGCUGCAGGGCUUUGGGCGGCAGUGGAUCCGUGGCUGGAGGAUGCGGUAGGCAAAGCUUCCAACCCCCCUUCCUCCUCCUCCUCUGUCCUCCCUGGGGAACAUAUCCUCCUUUAAGGGUGACAUGGGACCUCACUCUGGUGGCACCAACACCCACCUUGUGUGCAGCCUUCUGCCUGAGGCCUGGUGGAUGCAGGGGAAGGCUCAGCCUCCAGCUGCCUCCCCUGAGCCUCUGUCUUUGUCCUCAUAGGGUUUUUGGUUUUUAAUCUACUGGAUUUAGUUGUGUCUUGUUUUAAGGCGGUUGUUUGUAUUUUUAACUCCGUGUUCUCCCCCCAAGAAGGUGCUGCUUGAAGUGCCUCUUUAGGGGACGUGUGAUCUGCUUGGGACUCACCAGUAUAAAACCUCCAGGGCUGUCCUGUUCCUCAUUCCUCACCCCUGGACAGGGCUGGCAUUUGCCAGCUCUCUCCUUUCCCACCAGAUCUCCAGCUCUCCAGCCCUGAGCCAGGCAAAGCCUCAAGGCAUCCCAGCUGCAGUGAAGCAGGGUGGCCAGGCAGCCUGUGCAAUAUGGGGGCUUGCAUGGGGGAGAGGGAUUUGGCACUGUGGUGCUGCAGAGGGUUAGUCCCUCCCCAGUGCAGGGCUGCCUGCCCAAACUGACGGCUCUGCAGGGUAGGACCCAACAGUACAAGCUGAGCUCUGUGACCAGUUGAGGAGGUGCCUGUGCAUGGCAGAGGGAUGCUUUAGCUCGUGGCACAGAUGAAUAUCCCCAUCACCCUAGCAUGGGUGGGAUGGGGGUGGCAGGGGGGUGUUUGGAAGGAUGGUGUGGCCUGUGUAUGUGCAAGAAGGGCAUUGAAGGACUGGGGAGCAAUGCACUGGCAGAAGACAUCCAGGGCCAAUGGCUCCUGCCAUGCCUGCCCUGACUUGAGGCUGGUAUGUGACCCCUCCUGGGCUGUCCCAGUGGGGGUAGCAGGAACAGAGGGAGAGGCUUGAGACCAGGAGAGGUAGUGAUGGGGUUCAGUUGGGGUGGGUGGCUGCAAGCCCUGCUGCUGGGGGCCAGGCUCCUGCAUGGCAGCAUCUCUCCCCUGCCUGCAGCAUCCUGACAAAGUCAGGUGUAGCCCAGGAAAGGAAAUUAGCUCCCUGCUUGCACCCCUGGUGUUUUUGCAGCCUCCUGUCUUGCUUCUGCUUCUUUUCCCCAGGGGAGCAGCUGCUCUUCUGCUCGCUCUCCAUCUCUGCACUGACAUCUCUGGCACUGGUCCACCUUGGCCUUGUGUGUUCCCAACUCCAAGCUGAGCCCUCCUGCUGCUGCCUGGAGCUGGCACCCUCUUCCCUGGAGCUGCUUCAGCAGCACACCUCCAUCCACCCUGUUUUGUUUGAAGCACUUUAAUGUCAUGGACAGCAGAUGAGAGGCUGCUCACGUCCCUUUCUAGAAGCACUGAGUACAUUUAGAGAAGAGGGAAGGGAUUUUGGCCUUUUUUGUGGUUUCUACCCUCCACCAUGGACUUUGGCAGCAAUGAGACUUGCAAACCCAGCGGAGAUCUCCAGGGCAGAGUGGUGCCCAGCACUGACUGCUACAAGUGACACUGGAACUGGCUGAGGCAGUGAGCUCUUUGUAAGGGAGAGCAAGGCUCUUCCCGGCCAUCAAUUGGAGCUCUCCCACGGGACUAUUGCACAGCGUAGCAACAAAAAUGCCGUCCCUAAUAAACUACCUUAAUAAGGGG
This is a messenger RNA of Colius striatus (speckled mousebird), 5485 nucleotides long. RefSeq names its product rubicon autophagy regulator (gene RUBCN). The record is from RefSeq and is a predicted model, not a curated record. Lineage: Eukaryota; Metazoa; Chordata; Aves; Coliiformes; Coliidae. Gene Ontology annotation, biological process: negative regulation of autophagosome maturation; negative regulation of endocytosis. Gene Ontology annotation, cellular component: late endosome; early endosome. The transcript has 22 exons. The coding region runs from base 190 to 3135 and encodes 981 amino acids. Gene Ontology annotation, molecular function: phosphatidylinositol phosphate binding.